Messenger RNA from Vitrella brassicaformis, 1600 nucleotides. NCBI's taxonomy places the organism in Eukaryota, Vitrellaceae. The record is from the annotation of a GenBank genome assembly.
CUUCGGCGGAAGAACAAGGAGGGGAGAAAGGGACCGGAGAGAUGGGAGAUGCUGGCGGAGAUGGCGUCCACAAUGAUGCUGAAACGACGAGGCAGAGCUCCGCGAUGGAUGGUGAAGAUCUGGUGACUCACAGGUCACGUGAAGCUCAGUGAUGAGUGCGCCGUCGAGCACGACUGCCCCGUCGCUUCAGAGCCUGUUGGAGAGUCAGAAGGAGUGGGCCCGCGCCAUAGUGUUCGACGGCAAAGGCCACAUCAUCGCCCGGACCAGCAGUGCAGCCGCCGUGCAGGAGUCGGAGAUUCGGUCCUACCUGACCGCCCUGGACGACCGCGACACCACCAUUGGGUCGGGCUUCGUGCUGGAGGGAGAGCGGUUCGAAGUACACCGCUUCCACCCGCCGCUCGUCUAUGGUCGGCGGGGCGGCCCCGAGUACGGUGAGGGCAUCGCACUGGCCAAGGGGACGGGCCGCAGUGGGGAGGUGCUCUUCUGUCUGAUCACCUACACGCUGCCGGUGCUGUCUGCUCGUGCGGUGCCUCAGCUGGUAAAGUUCUUCAGGACCCAUCUAGGUGACCUGCCGCAGUGGGAGGUGUCUGCCGUGGCGGGCCUGUCAGCCACCGAGGGAAAUGGGGGAUGACGGCGGGGAGAGAGAGGGAGGGAGGGAGGAGGGGGGAGAGGGAGGGAGGAGGUGGAGAGAUAUAUGCGCUGUUGACCAUUUGACCGUGAUGUAUUGUGAUGAGGGAGGGGUACAUGGCGGAUGACAGCACUGGAGAGUGAAUGAAUGAAUGUUCAUUGGAUUGUCAGACGAUGGCUGGCUGCAUCGAUGUUUUCAGGAGAGGCAGCGAGUGGCGAAGCAGAUCAAGGUGAGUGAGUGGGGGCCAACAUAGGGAAGACACAAACAACAUGGGUAUGAUGAUGUAUCUGUGCCUUUCCUUCCGUGCCCUCAGGAGAGGCAGCGUGGUGAAGCGGAAGGGAGUGCUGCCCGUGGGGCAACGAUCCGCGCCAAAUACGUCUGCACACUGCUGGGCGGCCAUGACGCACUCACAGGGUACAUCCAGACACACAGACAGACCAAGCGACACCUGCGCAUCGCUGUCACCUCACUCGCCUGUUUCCGUCUGUCUGUCUGUUGUCGUGUCAAUCGCUUUAGGUUUGGCGCCAUCGCACUCGACAACCACUGCCGACACCCCACAGACACAGACCAACGAGCCUUCCCACGUAGGCCUUGUAGUCGAUGCCGUCACAAACAAGACACACGAGUGGGGCGAAUGGAUGUGUCCAUUGCCUUCGUUCGUGCGGCAGAGGGGACGUGCGGCGGCCGACAGGAUCUCAGCCUCCCGUCCUGACUGGCGUCACGAGCGAGUGACUGACUGAAGGAUGGCCGGAUGGAUGGAUGAAUGGAUGGGUGGGUGGAUGCACCCUGACAGACAGACAGAUGAUAUCAUGUGUGUGGUGUGUGGUGUCUGUCUGUCUGUCUGUCUGUCAUGGUGUUUGCUGAGCGUUUCCUUAAUUGCAUCCUGCAAUGCCAUGAGUGUGACUGACUUGGCUGCCAUGGAAUGAGUUGAGUUCAUUGCAAAGGCACCUGUGAGACACACUGACAUUGAGA